AUGGCACAAGAAGACGAGAGAUGUCACAUCCGUGGACCGAUAGUAUGGGUAAAUGUGUUCAUCGCAACACCUGAGAACCGCAACAAAACAGAUGCAGAGUUUAUGGAUCUAGUGGCUGAGGCCAUCCAUGCGAGAAUUGCGAUGAAAACACCCAAUGUCAGUGUCUCGGUUACCCCCGAGCCCAUGCACCACAGAGUCAUGGGGUGUUUGUCGUUGCCAGCUCGUGGAGAUUAUUGGGCAUUUGCCCGGUUUCGGGACUUGUAUUUUGAUGCUUUUCUUAAGGAUGCGUUGGAGUUGGCACUAUUUUAUCAAGCCGAAUGUGCGGCGGGUAAUAUUAAGAUUGACCGGGAUAGAUUGUUUCGGCUUUUUCAUUUGAGAACGGAUGCUUUCUAG
This is a messenger RNA of Penicillium coprophilum, 393 nucleotides long. RefSeq lists its product as uncharacterized. The coding region runs from base 1 to 393 and encodes 130 amino acids. The transcript is spliced from 2 exons. The record is from RefSeq and is a predicted model, not a curated record. NCBI's taxonomy places the organism in Eukaryota, Fungi, Ascomycota, Eurotiomycetes, Eurotiales, Aspergillaceae.